This is a messenger RNA of Perkinsus marinus ATCC 50983, 654 nucleotides long. RefSeq lists its product as hypothetical. NCBI's taxonomy places the organism in Eukaryota, Perkinsozoa, Perkinsida, Perkinsidae. Bases 1 to 654 code for a protein of 217 amino acids. Gene Ontology annotation, molecular function: RNA binding. The record is from RefSeq and is a predicted model, not a curated record. The transcript has 5 exons.
AUGUUCUUUAUGGAUAAGGCUAAGGACAAGAGAGACAAGGCUGCUAUGAAGGAUGCAACAGGCACCGAGAAACUCACCAUAUUCGGAGCUCAACGAAGCCGUCGUGGAGCCCUACUUAAGGUGAUGUCGUCGGUUGAAACUAAGAACCCUGGAUGGUUCACAGAUGGCUGCACUGAGAAGCGCCAUAAGGACGUGAAGGGCUUCGCUACUGACAGGCUGUACCUGUCGUCGGAUGAUCUCUCCUAUGCUUUGGGUAAGCGAGGAACAACUAGGAAGAAGUUGGCCGCUGCUUCUGGGUGUAUAUUGGAGUAUGUGGGGCAGUGGUGCUUCAUGGCUGGCACUGAGGCGCAGAGGGAGAGGUGCCGUAAGUAUUUGAAGUGGCUGACCGCACAAAGGCAUGGACCUGUUAGUCUUGGUAGUAGAGAUUUGAGGGGAAGAGAUGACUGGGAUAGAGUUGAAGUGAAGAGGGAGCUACGCUCGCAGUUGGCUGGUAAUCGUGGUCAAGAACUGAGGCGUGUCGAAGAGGACACCAGCACGUUCUGUUUCAUGGCAUAUAAUGAGGAUAAGAGCGAUGAAAGGCUGUUGGUGUUUGGGUAUAGUCAGGCCAAUAGGGAGAGGGCUAUACGCCAGGUGGGUUAUUGGCUUUAUGUGUGA